This is a messenger RNA of Akanthomyces muscarius, 1161 nucleotides long. RefSeq lists its product as uncharacterized. Gene Ontology annotation, cellular component: cytoplasm. Lineage: Eukaryota; Fungi; Ascomycota; Sordariomycetes; Hypocreales; Cordycipitaceae. The coding region runs from base 1 to 1161 and encodes 386 amino acids. The transcript has a single exon. The record is from RefSeq and is a predicted model, not a curated record. Gene Ontology annotation, molecular function: guanyl-nucleotide exchange factor activity.
AUGCACGUCGCCGCCUUGACGCGUGACAAUAAGAUUCUUACAUGGGGUGUCAACGACCAGGGUGCUCUCGGACGCGAUACUACCUGGGAUGGCGGCCUAAAGGACAUGGAUGGCGACGACUCCGACUCGGACGAUGACGACGACGACACCGGCAUCAACCCCAACGAGAGCACCCCUACACCUGUUGGGGAGGAAUUCUUUGCACCCGGCACCAAAUUUGUUCAGGUUGUCUCUUGCGACAGUGCCACCUUUGUUCUGACGCAGGACGGACGCGUUUACGGCUGGGGUACCUUCCGCUCCAGCGACGGCGUUCUGGGCUUCAACGAGUCUAUCAACAUCCAGCAGCGACCCAUGCUUCUGACUAGCCUCAAAAACAUCACGGCUCUUGCUGCCGGUUCCAACCAUGUCCUGGCGCUCGACACCAAGGGCAAUGUCGUUGCUUGGGGCUGCGGUCAGCAGAACCAGCUCGGCCGACGCAUCAUCGAGCGCAACAAGAUGUCGUCGCUGAUCCCCCAGGGCGUGGGACUCCCUCGCGGCAAGAUUGUCAAGAUUGCCUGCGGCGCCUACCACAGCUUUGCCGUAGACAAGGAGGGCAAAGUCUGGGGAUGGGGUCUCAACAACUUUGGUGAAAUCGGUGUGCAGUCAAACGCUGGUGAAGAUGAUGCAGUCAUCCUCAAGCCGGCCAAGCUUACCGACCUUGACGACCAUGUUAUCACUGAUGUAGAUGGCGGUGUCCAUCAUUCCCUUGCAUGCUCUGACAAGGGCAAACUUUUCACCUGGGGUCGUGUGGAUGGCUACCAGGUCGGCUUCGAGUUCGACAAGCUGGACAAGGAAGAUGUCAUCUUUGAUGAGAGGGGUUCUCCCAGAAUCUUGGUGAAGCCGACCGCCAAUGCUGAGCUCUCUGACAUUUGCUCUGUUGCCGCGAGCUCUGACAACAGCUUUGCCAUCUCCAAGGACGGCAAAGCCUAUUCGUGGGGUUUCUCCAGCAACUACCAGACUGGUCAGGGCACUAUCGAGGAUAUCAAGACACCCACGCACAUUGACAAUAGUGCUAUCCGUGGAAAGCAGAUCAUUGGUGCCGGUGCAGGUGGCCAGUUCUCCAUUCUCUUUGGUAUUGCUGACGGCCAGACCAAUGGCGCCAAGACGAAUGGCGUCCACUAA